This is a messenger RNA of Drosophila kikkawai, 1845 nucleotides long. RefSeq names its product TBC1 domain family member 22 (gene Tbc1d22). NCBI's taxonomy places the organism in Eukaryota, Metazoa, Arthropoda, Insecta, Diptera, Drosophilidae. The record is from RefSeq and is a predicted model, not a curated record. Gene Ontology annotation, molecular function: GTPase activator activity. Gene Ontology annotation, biological process: activation of GTPase activity.
ACAGCUCAGGCACGGGAGGGUCACACUGUUCGUAGAUGCAAAAUAAUGACGCUGACAUCGAAUCGGACCUUAGGAUGGAUAAUAAUGUAGAGCAAGCAGCAAAAAGCCAAACAGCAGAUUCCACAGCAACAACAACCACACCAGCAGCUGCAGUCUCAGCCGGAGCAGUGAGCCCAGCAAGUGGAAACGUUGUGGCCAACGCGAACUCGACCUUUUGGAAAAACAGCGGACGACGGGUGCCCGGACGGCCAAGUCCCAAGCGGGAGCUCGAUAAGUCGGUCGGGGCCGGAGGUGCGGCAGUUGGUGGAAGAGGCGCUGGCCCCAACACCGGCAUGGUGUCCACCUUCCGGGACUACCAGCAGUCGGUUAGCGAUGCCUGGGACACGGGUGACGACGAGUUCUGCAUCAUUAGCAGCUCGGAGGCGGCGGCAGCGGCGGCCGUUGGAGCAGGCGGUGAUGGCGCUCGCAUUUCGCGCCAGGUGUCCCAGACCGUGGCCCUCAAUGUGAUCGAGACGCACUCGCGAAGCAAUCAAAAUCACAACGCAUCCAAGUCGGCAAGUGAUUGCAGCGCAGACCUAAUCUCGGGCAGUAGAAAUUCCUCAGACGAUACCAAGGAAGACCGUCGAUCGCUGCCGGACAGCAAUGAGAACAGAUCACGCUUGAGGAACUACCCAGGAAGGCCGCAGCUGCAAAAGAUCAGCUCGAACUGCCAGGACAGCGAAUACGAGACCAAGAUUGAGAAGUUCCAGGUGUUGCUAGACUCGCCGCAAUUGGAUUUGGUGGCUCUCAAGAAGAUCAGUUGGUCGGGAGUGCCGCGGAAGAUGCGCGCUGUCAGCUGGCGACUUCUCUCGAAAUAUCUGCCGCCGUCGAGUGAGCGGCGGAUGGCGGUGCUGGAGAGCAAGCGGCAGGGCUACCAGGACCUUAGACACAACUACUUCCGGGUGGACAGCCAAGACGAGACGCAACAGGACACGUACCGCCAGAUCCAUAUCGAUGUGCCGCGUAUGAAUCCGCAGAUACCGCUCUUCCAGCAGCAGCUCGUCCAGGAGAUGUUCGAGCGCGUCCUCUUCAUCUGGGCCAUCCGCCAUCCGGCCUCGGGCUAUGUUCAGGGCAUUAACGACCUGGUCACGCCCUUCUUCAUUGUCUUUCUCCAAGAGGCCCUGUCGCCGAACACGGAUCUCGAAAAGUACGACAUGUCGACGUUGCCCGAGGAGACGCGCAACAUCAUUGAGGCGGACUCGUUUUGGUGCCUCUCCAAGUUUCUCGACUGCAUACAGGACAACUACAUUUUUGCCCAGCUGGGCAUUCAGGAGAAGGUCAACCAACUCAAGGAUCUGAUACAACGCAUUGACGUGAAUCUGCACCGUCAUCUACAGACGCAUGGCGUCGACUAUUUGCAAUUCUCAUUUCGUUGGAUGAACAAUUUGCUGACACGCGAACUGCCGCUGCACUGCACCAUCCGGCUGUGGGACACAUAUCUGGCCGAAUCGGACGGCUUCGCCCUGUUCCAUUUAUACGUAUGCGCGGCAUUCUUGCUGCACUGGAAGGAACAGUUGAUGCAACAGAACGAUUUCCAGGGUCUCAUGCUGCUGCUACAAAAUCUGCCGACACACAACUGGUCCGAUCGCCAAAUCAACGUUUUGCUGGCCGAGGCAUUCCGCUUGAAGUUCACCUAUGCGGACGCGCCCAAGCACUUGGAGACGAAGAGUUGACAAAAGCAACACAAACAAUGCAUAUUAUACGUAACAUAGAGGUUUACAUAGUUUACUACGAUCUGCGGAAUAUACCUAUAUACAUACAACGUACGCUACAUACAUCUAAUAAUUAUAUACAAUUUGUUGUUUA